AUGGAGGAGGGCGGUAGCGGCGGCAGCGGUGGCAGCGACAGCAGCACCAGCGGGAGUGGUGGGGCGCAGCAAAGGGAACUAGAGCGCAUGGCUGAGGUCCUGGUCACCGGGGAGCAGCUACGGCUGAUGAGCCCUGAAAACACGCUGCUGCAGCCCAGGGAAGAGGAAGGGGUCAAGUAUGAGCGCACCUUCAUGGCGUCGGAGUUCCUGGACUGGCUGGUCCAGGAAGGCGAGGCCACCACAAGGAAGGAGGCCGAGCAGCUCUGCCACCGGCUCAUGGAGCACGGCAUCAUACAACAUGUGUCCAACAAGCACCCAUUCGUGGACAGCAACCUUCUCUACCAGUUCAGAAUGAACUUCCGGCGGAGGCGCAGACUGAUGGAGCUGCUCAAUGAAAAAUCGCCCUCGUCUCAGGAAACUCAUGACAGCCCCUUCUGCCUGAGGAAGCAGAGCCAUGACAAUCGGAAAUCUACCAGUUUUAUGUCCGUCAGCCCCAGCAAGGAGAUCAAGAUCGUGUCUGCCGUGCGGAGGAGUAGCAUGAGCAGCUGUGGGAGCAGCGGCUACUUCAGCAGCAGCCCCACCCUGAGCAGCAGCCCCCCGGUGCUCUGCAACCCCAAGUCCGUGUUGAAGAGACCCGUAACUUCGGAGGAACUCCUGACUCCCGGGGCUCCGUAUGCAAGGAAGACAUUCACGAUUGUCGGUGAUGCCGUGGGUUGGGGCUUUGUGGUACGAGGAAGUAAGCCAUGCCACAUCCAGGCCGUGGACCCCAGUGGCCCAGCAGCAGCAGCGGGAAUGAAGGUCUGUCAGUUUGUCGUCUCCGUAAAUGGGCUCAAUGUGCUGCAUGUUGACUACCGGACGGUGAGCAAUCUGAUUCUGACGGGCCCUCGGACGAUCGUCAUGGAAGUCAUGGAGGAGUUAGAGUGCUGAACAGGUGGACAUCCCGGCCCUUCAGUGGCCUGAGGAUGAUCGAAGCCAGGACAACACAAAGCAAUGCAAUGACAAGACUUCCAUGCACACAGAUGGUUUUGGAUGCACAAAAUUUCUCCAUACAUACACAUCUUGAUUUGCGUUUCAUACACUGUUUGAAUGUGGAAGAACCAGGUAGAUCAUCUUUUAAAAAAAAAUUAUGUCCGUGUAUAAAAACGUUCAGAAAUGAAAUUUCCUUACGUAGUAGAAUUGCCUUACUCAGGUUCCAUUUGUAGUUCUCAGCCAUUGUUUUUUAUCUUGGUUUGCCUAAAGUUGUUGAAAUGCUUCUCUGGCCAAAACAGCAACAUGCUAAAAUCCCCUCCUAGGAUUCAAUGGAGUAGUUGUUACAGAUUUUAAAUUGUUCUUUUACCAAAAUGAACCUGGAACUCUUUAUGGAAAGAUCUGGAUUUCACCAAGCUUCAAAAUAAAGCAACAUCCAAAGGAAUAUUACCCGUUAACUAGCAUUUUGAAGAGGUUCUAAAGCAUUCAAGUGCUUAAAAGCCAUUGAAAAAAAUGACUUUUUCUUAAUUCCUCCUUUAGUAUCAAUUUCUAACCUAUGUUUUCAUUUAUGGCGUUCAUUAGAAAACAAAAACCUUGUGAUGAAUAUAGAUGGGAUGCAUAGGGGGAUACUACUUCUGAUUAUUUGCUCUGAUUUCUCUUUCUGAGCCUAAAUAAUUUUGUCUUAUCAAUCAGCUACAGAAGCUUUCUAGAAUUAAUCCAGAAUAUGUUGAAUGUCAAAACAGAGGAAUUUGUAUAUACACAUAUCAAGCCUCUGGCAAGAUUUCACAUUGAAGUUGUCCCUUUUUAAAUGAAGUAUUCUAGAGCUUGGCCCAUAUGUGAUAAAAACUUGAAAUUAAAUUGCCUUGUUGGCCUGAAUUUUUACUAGCUUUCUAGUGUAACAUAUUCUAAGGAAUGACAUGCCCUGCUUCUUUGGCGGGAUUAUUUUUCACCAAAACAUCAUCUUGUGUUGUCAUUUUUCAGCUCACUGUAUAUAUGCAUGUUUCUUUUUUUGGUUUAGAAAAGAAUGCAUUUGGGGGCUUGGUGUAUCGAGGAAAUUCCUCAAAGUGCCAAAUUAGAUAGUCAGGGAAUGCCAAAUUCUUGAUUUCAUAUAAUGCAUUCUGAACAACCAGGUUACUUUCUUAUCACGUAUUAACAAUGAAAUAUGAAUGUUGUACCUCAGCCAUUCUUUUUGUGAUAGGUUAUCUUAAUGUGUUGGUACUAGUAAAAUGGACAUAUCGUGCUACAGAUGUUACAUAUAUAUGUUUCUGGUAAUCCAGCUUUUCUGAUCUUAGCUUUAGUCAGAGAAUAGGAUUUUGAAGUAAUAUAGAAUGUCUAACGUUAGUACCGUCGAUCUCCAUUUGGGAACUAGUAGCGAUUCUGUGUGUAUGUGCGAUUAUACUGUAUGCCAGGCUUUGUGCUACGGCACUUAAUGUAUGUGAUCUCUUUGAAUCUCCAUCAGAAUCCUCCAAGGGACACCUGAGUGGCUCAGUGGGUGAAGCAU
This is a messenger RNA of Enhydra lutris kenyoni (northern sea otter), 2467 nucleotides long. Its product is annotated as DEP domain containing MTOR interacting protein. NCBI's taxonomy places the organism in Eukaryota, Metazoa, Chordata, Mammalia, Carnivora, Mustelidae. Gene Ontology annotation, molecular function: protein binding. Gene Ontology annotation, biological process: intracellular signal transduction; negative regulation of TOR signaling. The transcript is spliced from 7 exons. The record is from RefSeq and is a predicted model, not a curated record. Bases 1 to 927 code for a protein of 308 amino acids.